Molecule: messenger RNA, 2774 nt
Organism: Aspergillus campestris IBT 28561
Lineage: Eukaryota; Fungi; Ascomycota; Eurotiomycetes; Eurotiales; Aspergillaceae
Product: putative DNA ligase I
Exons: 1
Coding region: 65-2542 (825 amino acids)
Biological process (GO): lagging strand elongation; mitochondrial DNA repair; double-strand break repair via alternative nonhomologous end joining
Cellular component (GO): DNA ligase III-XRCC1 complex
Molecular function (GO): ATP binding; DNA ligase (ATP) activity; DNA binding
Source: RefSeq, a predicted model, not a curated record
GGCGCAUUUGCCAACACUUUUGGUCAUGAUUUACUCGUAAAAUAUAUAUUUCUGAUCCCUGAUCAUGCCCAGUCCCGCUAAGAAGCGCAAGAGAGAUGACCUUGACUCCUCCCCGCAAAAGUCCCGGAGUAUAGCGUCAUUCUUCAAGGGCCAAGCCUCCAAGGAAGCUGAGAAAAUCAAAACAUCUACGAACUCCGAUGUGUCGAAUCAGACAGAAGAGACACUGUCUGAUGAAGCUCUAGCUCGAAAGCUUCAAGCAGAAUGGAACCAACAAGAUGUGACGGAAGAGACGCCCCCUUCACCUAGUGAGGCGCCAGAGACCCCAGAGCGCGGACACAGUCCGCAACGCCCGCCAAGUAUACCAUCGAAGAAUAUGAUUUCUCUGCAGUCGUCUUCCGGCACGGAGGAUACUGUCUCUCUCUCUAUUCCUUUCGACCAAAGCCCCUUGACAUUUGACUCGAGACAAUACGCCGAUGAAUUGCAAAAACACUGGGCUACCUCGGGCGGCGAUGCUUCGUAUGCGCUCCUGACAAGGGCUUUUGUUCUUGCCAACGCUACAAAUAGUCGCAUCAAAAUAGUCGAUACGCUGGUCAACUUUCUUCGCGUCCUCAUGGAAAGCGAUCCGUCGAGUGUUCUCCCUGCGGUGUGGCUAGCAACCAACUCAAUUUCGCCUCCGUACGACGAAAUGGAAUUAGGGCUCGGCGGCUCCUCGAUAUCGAAAGGCCUCAAGAAAAUAUACGGGCUAAAUAGCCAGGGACUCAAGUCUCUGUAUGAUAAGCUUGGAGACGCAGGCGACGUAGCGUUCGAAGCCAAGAAGAGGCAAAGCCUGACGCUGGUAAAACCCAAGCCACUCAGGAUUAAGGGCGUUUACCAGUCACUCCAGAAGAUUGCCACGAGCAAAGGCCCGGGAAGCCAGGAAAAUAAACAACGUAUCGUUGAGAAAUUGCUUCAGGAUACGCGUGGUGCGGAGGAGAGUCGGUACAUUGUCCGCACUCUGGUCCAGAAUCUGCGGAUCGGUGCGGUCAAGACUACCAUGCUCAUUGCGCUAGCUAGAGCUUGUCUACUUUCAAAGCCUGAGGAGGGCGAGUAUACCCCAUAUUCCCUCCAGGAAUUGUCCCGUCUUAAGAAGGAGGAGCUUGCGGGGAUCUACAGCAAUGCGGAGGAGAUCGUCAAGUCAUCCUACGCCAGACACCCAGAUUACAACGACCUUGUUCCUUGCCUGCUAGAGAUUGGAGUCACUGAGGAACUGCUUUUGCGAUGUGGACUGCAGCUACACAUUCCACUCAGACCAAUGCUCGGCAAUAUCACACGAGACCUGUCAGACAUGCUCACAAAGCUGCAAGGGCGCGACUUCAGCUGCGAGUUCAAGUACGACGGUCAGCGCGCGCAAGUCCACUGCGACGAGCAAGGGAAGGUAUCAAUAUUCUCCCGCCACCUCGAGAACAUGACAGAAAAAUACCCAGACCUCGUGUCCCUGGUCCCUGAGAUCCGGGGAGAAAGCGUAUCAAGUUUCAUCCUCGAAGGAGAAGUCGUCGCAGUAGACCAAGAAACCGGCGAUCUGCAAUCUUUCCAGACACUGACAAACCGCGCAAAAAAGAACGUCGACGUAGGCAGCAUCAAAGUCAACGUCUGCCUCUUCGCAUUCGAUCUGAUGUACCUAAACGGCGAGCCUCUCCUAAAUCGAUGCUUCCGCGAGCGCCGAGAGCUCCUCCGCAGUUUAUUCGUGGGAAUCCCCAACCGCUUCACCUGGGUCAAGAGCCUAGACGCAACAUCAGCCGAUUCCGACUCCGUCCUCGAGUUCUUCAAGAGCGCAACAGACGCCAAAUGCGAAGGCAUCAUGGUCAAAGUCCUCGACAACACACCCAACCCCGCCCCUAACAAAAACGACAAACAAUCAAACCCGAUACCAAGCACAGACACCCCCAACAGCGCCACCACCACCACCAGCAACAGCCGACGAAAGGCCCUCCUCUCGACCUACGAGCCCGACAAACGCAUGGACUCCUGGCUCAAAGUCAAAAAAGACUAUAGCACCUCCUCCGAAACCCUCGACCUCAUCCCGAUAGCAGGGUGGCACGGCCAAGGCCGCAAAACCAAAUGGUGGUCCCCGAUCCUCCUCGCAGUCCGCAACGCCGAAACCGGCUCCCUCGAAGCCGUCACAAAAUGCAUGUCCGGCUUCACGGACAAAUUCUACCAAUCCAACAGGGAAAAAUACGAUCCCGGGGGGGUGAACGUCAUCUCUCGACCCAGCUACGUCGAGUACUACGGCGAGCAGCCGGACGUGUGGUUCGAGCCGCAGGAGGUGUGGGAGAUGGCGUUCGCGGACAUCACGCUCAGUCCGACCUACACGGCUGCGAUUGGGCUGGUCAGCGACGAGAGGGGGCUCAGUCUGCGGUUUCCGCGGUUUCUGAAGGUCCGCGAGGAUAAGUCGCUUGAGGAGGCGACGACGGGGGAUUAUUUGGCGCUGCUUUGGCGGAAGCAGGCGGAGAAGGCGGUUCUUGAAGGUGACGAGGAUCCGGCUUCUGAGAUGCAGCCGGCUUAGAUCGAGUAGGGGGAUGGAUGACCUAGGAGAAUCCUUCUGGUUAUGCAGCUUGGUCUGCAACCUAAUUCUACCUACCUCUUGUGAGACAUGGUGUGGCAUGACCCCGCGGGUGUUGGCAGAAGGAGCGUUGGCUUUAACAGGUCCUUAUGCAAUAAACGACCAUAUCAAUGAGGGAAUUCGAGCAUAUAUAGGCAGGGUCAACAUGAUGAUUGUGAAGACAGAUAUAGUAGAG